UUCGGCAGUUUUGUUUCUGGCUCUCGUGCGUGAAGUAACGUCGUUCGUAAAUUGUGAUACUAUCCAGAGUGUGAAUCGAAGCACGCGUGUCGAUUUUUUCAUGCGAAAGUGCUCAGAAAGAUGCUGAAAGGAAAUAGUAAAAAUAACGCAGCGAGAAUGCUGGAGAACGAAUGCAAGGUCGAAUUGCAGGAAUCAAAAAAACUGCUGGAAUCCGAGAAGUUAUGGGAUUCAAAAUUGUAUAUCCAAUUUAACGAUCUUUGUUACUCAAUUCGCAACCGCAAAGGAACUGCGAAAACACUCUUACAUAAUGUAACGGGGCAUUUUGAACCGGAGAAGAUCACAGUGAUAAUUGGUCCUUCUGGUGCAGGAAAAACUACACUAAUGAAAAUCAUAUCGGGGAAACGAUCAAUGAAUAUUAAAGGUACUCUCACUGUGAACAACGAUGAAUGGAAUAAAGGAAUGUUCCGUAAACACGUGUGCUACGUACCGCAGCAAUUUGAUUUAUUGCCGUACCUUACAACGAGAGAAACACUCUGCAUAGCGGCUCGACUAAGACUCGAUGUUAAUCAGAGUAAACAAGAAAUUAAUUUAGUUGUGGACGAUAUUGCGGAGAAAUUCAACUUGUCCAAUUGUUUAGACACAAUGGCAAACAAAUUAAGUGGUGGCGAACAAAAGAGAUUGUUUAUUGGUGUACAAAUAAUCGCCAAGUCAUCAGUUUUUUUAUUAGAUGAGCCAACAAGCGGUCUUGACAGUACCGCAUCUUAUCAGCUAUUUAGCAUAUUGCACAAUAUGGCAAAAGCAAACUGCACUAUAGUUUGCGCGAUACAUCAACCUAGUAGUCGUAUGAUUACGCUUUUCGAUGACAUCAUGAUACUCAAUCGAGGCAGAUGUUUGUACUGCGGCCCAAAGAGCGAGAUCUUAAGCACAUUCAACAUUGCCGGAUUCACGUGUCCCAACUUCUAUAACAUAGCUGAAUUUGUUCUCGAGGUGGUAACCGAACAGAAGGAUGAAGAUUUAGAAAAUUUAUACAAGAUAUGGCGUGAUGAGUACGAAAAAUUCAAAUCGCACAGCGAAUAUAAAAAUGAACUGAAUUCAAUUGAUAACAAACAGAAUUUUGAAACAGAAAAUAGAGUUACAACCAUAAAAAGCUUAUUACAAGAAAAAUCUACAUGGCAACAGCAAAAGAUUUUAUUUUCGCGAGCUUUAAUCUGUAUCAUGCGAGAUAAUAUUUUUACAAAAUUAAGAUUUGCGACGCACAUCCUAGUUGGGCUUCUAUUCGGGGCAAUAUUCUACAAUUUCGGUGACGAUGCAGAAAAAGUACUUAGUAACAUUGCUUGCUUAUUUAUCAUGCCAAUGUUUUUAUUUUGUAUAAAUGCCGUACAGUCGGUGCAUAUGAUUCCCAAGGAAGCGGCAGUGUUCCUACAGGAACAUUUAAAUAAUUGGUACUCUUUCAGAGCCUACUACAGCGUAAGAGUGAUAUCGGAUAUCCCGAUGCAAAUACUUUGUACCUCAUCUUUCUUUUUAAUAUCAUAUUAUAUGACGGGGCAGCCAAUGGAAUUCCAUAGAAUUAUACAGGCAUGGAUCAUUUGUCUGUUAACUAUAAUUCUUGGACAAACAUUCGGGAUAUUUAUAGGCACAGUUUUUGGCGUUAAGUUAGGUGUAUAUAUGAUAAUGGCAAUUAAUAUACCAUUAUUGAUGCUCGCUGGAUUUUUCGUGAAAAUAGCAGAAUUGCCAGUGUACAUACAACCUUUAAGUUUCAUAAGCUGCUACAGAUACAUAUUUACUGGAUUAUUGCAGACAGUCUACCUUGACCGACCUGAUUUGUCGUGCCCUAAAAUUUACUGUUAUUUUAGUUCAACAAAAAAAAUUCUUUCGACAAUGGACCUUCUAGAAUUGCCAUUUUAUGUACUUCUGAUAAUACUUAUCUUUUGGAUACUUUUUUAUCAUGUACUCGUCUAUGUAGUAUUCUGUUGGAAAAUUUAUGUAAAAAAGUGACCUAUCAUAGGCCCAAGAUAUUCUUAUAUUUAUGUAAUACGCACAAGAUUUUUGUGCACUUUAUUCUUAUAUCGCGAGGGGUUGGUCACUAGCGGUUAGGUGUACAAAAAUUACCUUUAACACGGAUUAUCUUUAAAUUACCUUGGAUUACUUAAGAUUACCCAAUACUACCUCAGAUUACACAAUACUACUUCAAAUUACCCAAU
Solenopsis invicta (red fire ant) is the source of this 2201-nucleotide messenger RNA. Its product is annotated as ATP-binding cassette sub-family G member 4-like. Bases 121 to 1995 code for a protein of 624 amino acids. Lineage: Eukaryota; Metazoa; Arthropoda; Insecta; Hymenoptera; Formicidae. Gene Ontology annotation, molecular function: ABC-type transporter activity; ATP hydrolysis activity; ATP binding. The transcript is spliced from 12 exons. Gene Ontology annotation, cellular component: plasma membrane. The record is from RefSeq and is a predicted model, not a curated record.